ACAGAACCUUUGGUCUUUCUACUCACUCCCACACCACUCGCUGAGCAAAACUCAAUUCACCAAACCUAUGGCAGUCUUUGCGUCUAGUUUCCACUCCUCAGCGCCGACGGUCCGGUAACGCCGUGUGCACCCCGCCCUCGUUGCCCAAGCGUAAACAAACGGCCAAACAGUACCGCCACUACGCUACACACGAUCACAGUGCAAUCUGUCUUGUCGUUCCAACUCAAUUCAACACAUGCACCCCAGCCCAUCUCUCUACUGCGAGAUCAAACAUUAGUCGCCAUGUUCUCCUGGAUUACAGGUCCGCGCAUCACAAAUGUCAUCGAAGACCUGCAAGCAGAACCCGGUUACGAAAACACGUUCGUUGAGCCUCCCGACACGCCAGCGCAUCAAUUCGCCGUGAAAGCCUUCAGGCACGCCCUCUUCGGAACACCCGCCCCCGAGGACACGAACAACCCUGGCAAGAAGCUGCAGAAGAAGCAGUCGCCGGGUGUGACAAACGCCAAAGUGCCCGAGAUCGCUGCGCCGAAAGAAAAUGCAGCUCCAUUGUCGCCGUCGAAGCAGCCUGGCGGAAUCCUCAUGACACCAGGAACCGCCAACAAAGGGCGAAAGACAGUCUCAUUCGGCGUGCACGUGGUGGAUAACGAGGGCAAACGCGGAAUCACCAGCAAGAGUGGGAUCCCAAACGACUGCGCCGGAAAGUUUCCUAGCCCUUGGACGCCGGGCACGGAGCUCAAGGCAGAUGGUGCCGGCGAGAAGCCUCGCACCAAACUCACAGCAGCGCUGCUUGAUGCGCGGGCGACGUCACAGCCCAAGUCUGGACAGAAGCCAAAGGCGAGAGACGACAGCGACAUUACCAUUGACCUAGGAGCGCCUCGAUCGGAAUCUGGCAAGUACUGGAAGGAGCAAUAUGAGAGCUAUGCCGAGAGGAGCGAGAAGGAAAUGAAGAAACUAGUCGCAAAGCAGCAGUUGGCCAAAAACUACGCCAAGAAAAAGGACGGCGAGAUGACUGAGGUUGCCACCAGGCUUGAACAAGAACGGAAGCGCUUUAGGCAACGCGAACGAGAACUGGAGCAGCAGAACAAAGACUAUCAGGAACGACUACGACAGGCCAUGGCGGAGAAGUUUGCCGCCAGCGUCGAGAUUACGGCGCUCAAGAACCGUAUAGAGAUAUUGGAAAAGUCGAUGAUUGUGCCAUCCUCUGAAGUGCAGGAGAGCAAACCAUCUUUCCAGAUCUAUGAGGAUUCCAGCAAGGACGCCGUCAAUCUCCGGUCGAGGCAAGAGGAAGGCCCUGAAGAAUCCUAUCUAUCUCGGACCGCUCGCAUUCCCCCGGUUGGCAAAGAGAACUCUCCGCCAAAGCCUCGACAUGUCCGCCGCCAAACACUGGCAGACGCCCCCUCCCGGCCUUCGACUUCACAUGCCGCAACACCAAGGCUGGGUGUAGACGGCAAUCAGGCUUCCGUCAUCCUCGCGAAGUCUCCUCGUGUGCCGGCCUCUGCUGCAAACCCUACACUUGCGCCGCCGUCCACGGGAACGGUCUCGAAGUCCCCCAUUAGUGUUAGGCGGCCCGAUUUCAGCAAGGAGAAUCUCCCGCCGAAGUCUCCCGCGGCAGUUGCCGCGUCUAGUCCGCUUCCGCAACCGUCCCCAGACCCAUGGAUAGAGGCGAAUGACAGUUCGCUGCCCCAGGUGGACAAGAUGGCUUUACCAAUAUCAAACGGCCAAGCUUAUUCGAGGCCCUCCAGGCCCAGCCAGCCCAGCCGGCAUCGUGUGUCUAAGUCAAUGUCCUAUCCAACAGGGUCGCAUGGUCCAGGGACGGGUCGCCGAGCCGAAAAGCGCGUCGCUGCCGACAAUAAGCCUGAGGCUCGCCAGACUUUUACUGGAGCUGUCGAGGAACCAGCCCAGCGCGCUGCAAAGACUGCGUCUACACAAGCAGCGCCAGAAGCUACCGAGAAGACGCCCACCAGAGAGAUAAAGCUUGACGCACCUACAAGAGAGAGCAAACAAUCGUCCAUGGAUCCGAAGUUCGACAUUGCAAAGAUUACCUCGCAUCAUGCGGAGGGUUCCUCGCAGGUGAAGCGGGAAAGAGUCCAGUUGCUCCCCGUCGACCGCAAGGAGGAGGCGAGGCGACGGCUAAUGGAGAGAAAACAGAGGAAGCUGUUGGCGGGUUAGUCUGUUUUCGACAAUUUUUGCUUCACAUAGCACUCGUAGCAUGGUAAUUGGCGUUUGGUAUGUAAUGGUGGUUGCUACGCUGGUGGCGUGGGGAAACCGGGCCACGAACCUUCUGUUUUCAUCACAUUAUGGGUCGUUUUACGGGCAACAGGUGCAUUACUAGCGGAGUACAGGUUGACACCAAUGAUCAUUUG
Messenger RNA from Trematosphaeria pertusa, 2363 nucleotides. RefSeq lists its product as uncharacterized. Lineage: Eukaryota; Fungi; Ascomycota; Dothideomycetes; Pleosporales; Trematosphaeriaceae. The record is from RefSeq and is a predicted model, not a curated record. The transcript is spliced from 2 exons. Bases 283 to 2169 code for a protein of 628 amino acids.